CACGUAAUUCUCUUUCACACCCGUCUUCGACAUAGCCUCGACUACAAGAGCUUUUCCUUCAUGGAUCCCAAAACUAUUUGGAUAUGUUCACCCGACUUGUUCCUAUUGGAGCGAUGGGACGAAAAUUCACCACUCUCUCUAGACGCCCAACGGGAAAAGCUUUUUACCGAGUAUGUGAGCCUCGGAAUUAGGGGUCGCAAGCCCUACCAAGACCAGAAGAAACAGCGGGGCAUCUCCAAAGCCUCAGACCUGACUCCCCAAGAACAAGACCUCUUGAGUCGCGUGCGCCAUUUUCCUACUGAGAGGCAAACCCCAGCAGAGAGGCUGUGGCUACGCACAUGUUAUCAGCCAUCAUCGGAUGCCGCUUUCUCUCGCAUCGAAACUCAUCUAGAGCUGAAGGGCGGGAUUGAACCGAUUUUGAAUGAUGCAUCUUUGUACAACUUCGGGCCCGAUUGGCAGAAAAUCUUCAUUCUCAUGCCGCAACUCUUGGAAAGUGGACCUGCCGAGGAGUACGAGCAGCGCGUGAAAGAAGCUCUUGAUUCUGGAAUCGAGGCCGAGGCUGAAGAUGCGGAACUGGCAGAGGAAGAUGGCUACGAUCCGGACGAGGACGGGCUACCAUGGCCCUGCUUUUACGGACAAUACCAUAUGGCUCUGAUUAUUGGCCGCAUCUACAUUAUCGAUGCUAAGACGCUUGCCUCCGAGGGCCGGAAUGCAGGUAAAGUGCUGGCUGUGUGGUAUGAUGAAUGCGGGCGGGUGAUUCGCUCAUAUCGCCAGACAGCGGACAAUGCAGCUGACUAUCAUUAUUUGGACGAUUGCUACUUAACUGAACAUGCGUGUUGGGCGAAUGCCACGAUAGGCAAGGAGUAUCAAUGGGGGGCCUCAUUGGGUCCGCCCUAUGGUGAGGACAGUAGCGAGGAGGAUGAGAAAGAUGGAGAGGAAUCCAAGGAAUAGACGGUCGGAGGGUCUUUUCUCGGGGAAUUCGUUGUUAUCGGAAUCAUCACAAGAGCUUUUCUCAACAAAUUUAUCGAGUUAAUGUAAAAGAUUUUGAAGAUAGAGC
Molecule: messenger RNA, 1057 nt
Organism: Penicillium subrubescens
Lineage: Eukaryota; Fungi; Ascomycota; Eurotiomycetes; Eurotiales; Aspergillaceae
Exons: 3
Coding region: 61-951 (296 amino acids)
Source: RefSeq, a predicted model, not a curated record